AUGACCAUCGACAUUACCUCGUUGGACGCGCACGAGCAGCCGUCCGAGUACCUGCGCAGCAAAUGGAAGAUGUACGCCAAGUCGACGGUCGCCGCCAUCGAGGCGAGCAAGGACAUUGACGAGAUUCCGGCUGGGGAUGAAGGGGCACAGGGUGGCCGGCCGUCCUUCCGUCCGGUGAGCACGCUCCCGGCCACACGUAUCAAGGCAGCCUUUGCUGCGUUUCUGGCCGACAAGAGUCCCGUCGACGGCGACCUGGAGGACGAGGAAGAGGAGGACGGCAAGAACGGAGAAUCCAAUGCCGACUAUCCUGUGUACGCCCACCCUCUCCUCCCCGGCCUCCUGAUUGUUCCGAAGCUCGUGCCCCUGCGCGUGCAGAAACGCCUGCUGGACCGCAUGGUGCACCGCGACCUCGCCGACCAGCGCCACCAGACCAACAUGCACCUCCACUACGAGCUGCCCUACCCGGCGGACGGGGCGUCCUUUUUCACAUACUCACCACCGGCCAACGCACACAGCAUCGAUGUUUUGCAGGGACCGGGCACGUUCCCACCCAAAGACCCGUCGGUGCACCGGCCGCUGUCGAUCCAGCAGGUGCUGGACAAGCGGCUGCACUGGGUGACGCUGGGCGGACAGUACGACUGGACCAACCGGGUGUACCCAGAGAAGGCGGGCGGAGACGACCUGGAGCAGGUGCCCAGCUUUCCGCCAGACCUGAUCGAGCUGCUGGCGGGCCUGUUCCCCGAGACCGACGCGCAGGCAGCGAUUGUCAACUUUUACACGCCGGGCGACACGAUGAUGAUCCACCGGGAUGUUUCGGAAGAAACCGACAAGGGCCUGAUCAGCCUGAGCAUGGGCUGCGACGCGCUGUUCAUGGCGGCACCGACGGCCGAAUUCGAAGAGGGUAAACGCGGCCCGGCCGAGCAGGGCACGGACAAGGAGCCGUACGUGCUCAUCCGGAUACGGUCGGGCGACGCGGUCUACAUGUCGGGCCACGCACGGUUUGCAUGGCACGGCGUGCCGAAGGUUCUCAAGGGCACGUGCCCCGACGAGCUGGCCGCGUGGCCGGCUGGCGAGCACGCGGACGAGCGAUACGAGGCGUGGCGCGGCUGGAUGCGCAACAAGCGUGUCAAUUUGAACGUGCGCCAGAUGCGGGACUGA
Messenger RNA from Sporothrix schenckii 1099-18, 1158 nucleotides. Its product is annotated as oxidoreductase, 2OG-Fe(II) oxygenase family. Bases 1 to 1158 code for a protein of 385 amino acids. The record is from RefSeq and is a predicted model, not a curated record. Gene Ontology annotation, cellular component: nucleus; cytoplasm. NCBI's taxonomy places the organism in Eukaryota, Fungi, Ascomycota, Sordariomycetes, Ophiostomatales, Ophiostomataceae. The transcript has a single exon.